AUGUCUGAUUGUGAGAGUUCUCGAAGUGAUAGGAGAAGUAAUAGACCUGAAGGUAGAAGCAAUUCACCUGCCCUGGCCAGACAGGAACCAGCUUCAGCACAAGUUGUUGCCCUAGUUUUAUGUCAUAUAAGGGAGUUAGCUCAUCAAUCAGGCCGGCUAAGUUUGGAUGCAAAAAAACUCCUUGAUGCGUUGGACUUCAACCAAAUUGUUAUCUUUGUCAAAAGUGUGAAUCGGGCAUCUGAGUUGAAAUGGUUACUUGUGGAGUGCAAUUUUCCAUCUAUAUGCAUCCACUCUGUUAUGUCCCAGGAAGAAAGGUUAACUUGCUACAAGGGUUGUAAGGAGGGGCAUAAAAGAAUUCUUGUGGCUACAGAUUUGGUUGGAAGGGGAAUUGACAUUGAAUGUGUUAACAUUGUCAUCAACUAUGACAUGCCAGAUUCUGCUGAUACAUACCUGCACAGGGUUGGUAGAGCUGGUCGGUUUGGCACCAAGGGUCUUGCAAUUACAUUUGUUUCAUCUGCUUCUGAUUCUGAUGUGCUGAAUCAGGUCCAAGAGAGGUUUGAGGUGGAUAUAAAGGAGCUUCCCGAGCAGAUUGGUACAGCCACGUACAUGCCAUCAUAAAUGGAACAAUACCAGUCUUCGGGGC
Messenger RNA from Hibiscus syriacus, 643 nucleotides. RefSeq names its product DEAD-box ATP-dependent RNA helicase 15-like. Gene Ontology annotation, molecular function: RNA binding; RNA helicase activity. The record is from RefSeq and is a predicted model, not a curated record. The coding region runs from base 1 to 618 and encodes 205 amino acids. The transcript is spliced from 6 exons. NCBI's taxonomy places the organism in Eukaryota, Viridiplantae, Streptophyta, Magnoliopsida, Malvales, Malvaceae.